AGCAAAAUUAACUAACUAAAACAAAAUCAGAGAAAUGUGAACUCUCUUCUUGUGGCCGCUGCUGUGACUCUAACUGAAGCAAUUUUGAUCUAUAUAAAAAGGCUUCCAGUGCAAAGACUGUUCAGUUUUGGUUGAACCACUUUCAGAUUGUGCAACAAAAUUCAGUUUUAAGUUCUAGACAACAGAUCCUGUGCCUUUGGUUGUUUGAAGGUGUUCAAAAUGAAGGCAUCGACAUUGGAUAAAAUCAGCUGCUUCCUGGCCGAGCUGCUGGGCACAGGCAUUCUGGUCUUCCUCGGCUGCAUGGGCUGCGUGAAAACGGACAUCUUUCCCAACAAUCAUUUGCAGAUAAUUCUUAACUUUGGCUUUGCGGUUCUCAUUGCCAUCCAAUGUUUUGGCUGUGUGUCCGGCGCCCAUCUGAAUCCCGCCGUCACAGUGGCGGCCUUUAUCUAUGAACUGGUCAGUUUGCCCAUGGCUUUUGUCUACUUUGUUGGCCAAAUGUUGGGUGCCUUCAUUGGCUACGGCCUGCUCAAGGCCUUGCUGCCAUACGCAACAAUAAAUGUGCCCAAUGGCCUCUGCGUUACACUGCCCCAUGCCGAUGUCUCCAGCCCGCAGGCCUUUGGCAUUGAGUUUGCGGCCACCUCGAUUCUGGUCAUUGUUUGCUGCGGCGUCUGGGAUCCGCGCAAUGCCAAGCACCACGAUUCCGUGGCCAUUCGUUUUGGUCUGGCCAUUGCCGGUUUGGCCUGCGCCGCGGGUCCCUUCACUGGCGCCAGCAUGAACCCGGCCAGGUCCUUUGCGCCAGCGCUCUGGAACGGCAACUUUGAUGCCCACUGGAUCUAUUGGCUGGCGCCGCUGAGCGGUGCCGCCGUCACUGCCAUCGCCUACAAGGCCGUCUUCCGGCGAGAGGUUGUCGAGGCGCAGAUCAUGUCCGACGAGAAACUGCGCCAACUGGAGGAUGUUCAGCUCUCAUAGGCCAAUGUCACACAAGUGCCAAAACUGCUCUGCACUGCUCUCCCAGUGCAAGGGCAACCCCUUAAACAAAUCUAACUAGUUUUAAGCUAAGAUCAAUAUGAACGAAUUUUAUAUUGAUACAAAUGUUUGUAUACUUAUAUAAAGCUUCGAUAAAUAAAGCACAUAGACAUUUUUUCUAUCUCAAAAA
Molecule: messenger RNA, 1156 nt
Organism: Drosophila montana
Lineage: Eukaryota; Metazoa; Arthropoda; Insecta; Diptera; Drosophilidae
Gene: Eglp4
Product: Entomoglyceroporin 4
Exons: 3
Coding region: 220-969 (249 amino acids)
Biological process (GO): transmembrane transport
Cellular component (GO): plasma membrane
Molecular function (GO): channel activity
Source: RefSeq, a predicted model, not a curated record